Cajanus cajan (pigeon pea) is the source of this 916-nucleotide messenger RNA. It is a transcript of the gene AP3, whose product is annotated as K-box region and MADS-box transcription factor family protein. Gene Ontology annotation, molecular function: DNA-binding transcription factor activity; protein dimerization activity; RNA polymerase II transcription regulatory region sequence-specific DNA binding. NCBI's taxonomy places the organism in Eukaryota, Viridiplantae, Streptophyta, Magnoliopsida, Fabales, Fabaceae. Gene Ontology annotation, biological process: positive regulation of transcription by RNA polymerase II. The record is from RefSeq and is a predicted model, not a curated record. Gene Ontology annotation, cellular component: nucleus.
AUGGCUCGUGGGAAGAUCCAGAUCAAGAGGAUAGAGAACACCACCAACAGGCAGGUGACUUACUCGAAACGACGGAAUGGGCUUUUCAAGAAGGCCAACGAGCUCACGGUUCUGUGCGACGCCAAGGUUUCUAUUAUUAUGUUCUCCAGCACUGGCAAGCUCCACGAGUACAUUAGCCCCUCCACCUCAACCAAGCACUUCUUCGAUCAAUACCAGAUGACUCUAGGCGUAGAUCUCUGGAACUCUCAUUACGAGAAUAUGCAAGACAACCUCAAGAAACUCAAAGACCUGAAUAGGAAUCUUCGCAGGGAGAUUAGGCAGAGGAUGGGAGAUUGUCUGAACGAUCUGAGCAUGGAAGAUCUCAAGCUCCUUGAGGAAGAAAUGGACAAGGCCGCCAAGGUUGUUCGUGAGCGUAAGUAUAAGGUGAUAACAAAUCAGAUCGACACCCAAAGGAAGAAGUUUAAUAACGAGAAAGAAGUCCACAACAGACUCCUGCGUGACUUGGAUGCAAGAGCAGAAGAUCCACGUUUUGCACUGAUGGAUAAUGGAGGGGAGUAUGAGUCUGUGAUUGGAUUCUCAAAUUUAGGUCCACGCAUGUUUGCCCUGACCCUACAGCCAAGCCAUCCUAGUGCCCAUAGCGGAGCAGCUUCUGAUCUCACCACUUACCCCUUACUUUUCUAGUACGCAACGCAUGCUCUCUCGGAAACACCACAUUCACUUCAUUUUCAAUAAGAGUGACUUACGUUCUGUUUAAAAUUAUAUGCAGUUUGUACUUAACCAUAUAUAUGCAUGUGUGAAUUAAAUUAUUGUAACUGAUGAACUCUUAUCUGUAUGCUAUUUAUUUUAGCCUGAUCAUACCAGAAACAUAUGACGUGAUGCUUCCUUUUAUUGAGAAAUUAUAUGCUUAGCAUGAUUA